GCGCAGCGCGUAAGGGCGGUGGCAGCGGAGAGCGGCGGGGGCUGCGCUCGGCCGGGGGGACGCCGGCAGGGACCUGCGCAUCCGAGCAUCGCAUCGCCUCGGCGGGAGGAGGCACCGCCAGCUCGCAUCGCUGGGCUGAGGCGGAGGAGAGCCGGAGAAGGAGCAGCGGGAGGAAGAGGAGGAGGAGGAGGAGGAGGAGGAGGAUGAGCCGCGCGGUGCUGGCCUGGCUGGCGCUCUGCGGGAGCCUGGCGGCGCCGCGCCCCGCCCGAGCGGACGUGUGCGACUCCAACCCCUGCCAGAACGGUGGGAUCUGCCUGUCAGGGCUCCAUGACAAUUUCUACUCCUGUGAGUGUCCCGAGGGCUUCACGGACCCCAACUGCUCCAGCCUUGUGGAGGUUGCCUCCUUUGAAGAGGACCCAACUUCAGCAGGACCCUGCCUUCCCAAUCCAUGCCAUAAUGGUGGGACCUGUGAAAUUAGUGAAGCGUACCGAGGCGACACGUUCAUAGGCUAUGUUUGUCAAUGUCCACAGGGAUUUAAUGGGAUUUCACUGCCAGCCACAGCCUUUAUUAGUGAAACCAGCUUGAGUGGAGAACCUGAGGGGCUGCGCACGCCGCUGCUGCUCCCGAUGACAACCUGGAGGAGGAGGAGAAGUGCAGCUGUGUCCUUGCAGGUAGAGCUGGGUCUUCUUUCCUCAACGGGAACCCCUGGGAAGACAACUUUGGCUCAUGGUCUAGGGGGAUCACGUUGGUGGGGCGCUGUCUACAUCAUGGUGGUGGAAUCCAAGCAGCUCGGGGUGUUAGCUCAUAUUCUACAUCGUUUUCCCAGCCUGGGGACACUGGUCUCAGCUCCAGCAUCCCCUUGUGUGCUCCCUGCAGAUGUGAAUGAAUGUGAAGCUGAGCCUUGCAGGAAUGGUGGGAUCUGUACAGAUCUUGUUGCCAACUAUUCCUGUGAAUGUCCAGGUGAAUUUAUGGGGAGGAACUGCCAACAGAGGUGCUCUGGCCCACUAGGGAUAGAAGGAGGUAUUGUGUCCAACCAACAAAUCACUGCAUCGUCCACCCACCGAGCUCUUUUUGGACUCCAGAAGUGGUACCCCUACUAUGCAAGGCUCAACAAGAAGGGUCUUGUGAAUGCCUGGACUGCAGCAGAAAAUGACAGAUGGCCGUGGAUUCAGAUAAACCUCCAGAAGAAGAUGCGAGUCACUGGAGUUAUAACCCAAGGUGCCAAGAGGAUUGGGAGUCCAGAAUAUGUAAAAUCUUAUAAAAUUGCCUACAGCAAUGAUGGGAAGUCAUGGACAAUGUACAAAGUAAAAGGCACAAAGGAAGACAUGGUGUUCCGCGGCAACGUGGACAACAACCCGUACGCCAACUCCUUCACGCCGCCCAUCAAGGCCCAGUGUCGGCUGUACCCCCAGGUGUGCAGGAGGCACUGCACCCUCAGGAUGGAGCUGCUGGGCUGUGAGCUCACAGGUUGCUCUGAGCCCCUGGGGAUGAAAUCAGGACACAUCCAGGACUUCCAGAUCACUGCCUCCAGCGUUUUCCGUACCCUCAACAUGGACAUGUUCUCCUGGGAGCCCAGGAAAGCCCGGCUGGACAAGCAAGGCAAAGUUAAUGCCUGGACCUCUGGCCACAAUGACCAGUCACAGUGGCUGCAGAUUGACCUGCUCAUCCCUACAAAGAUCACUGGGAUCAUCACCCAAGGAGCUAAAGAUUUUGGCCAUGUCCAGUUCGUGGGGUCCUACAAGCUCGCUUACAGCAACGAUGGGGAGCACUGGAAAAUAUACCAGGAUGAAAAGCAGAAGAAGGACAAGGUGUUCCAGGGGAACUUCGACAACGACACGCACCGCAAGAACGUCAUCGAGCCGCCCAUCUACGCGCGGCACGUGCGCAUCCUGCCCUGGUCGUGGUACGGCCGCAUCACCCUGCGCUCCGAGCUGCUGGGCUGUGCGGCCGAGGACUGAGCCCGCCCUGCUCCUGCUGUAGAACAAGCCUCUAGGAUGCUGAGUGGGGUUUUCUUUUCCAUGAACCAGUGCUCGCUCAUUUUUAUGGUAGGCCGCUAGCUGUCUUUCGCCAGGAGGUCUAAGCCUGCCCUUUUAAAACGAUCCGAUCUGAGUUUGGUUUUUCAUUUUGGUUUUUUUGGGUUUUUUUUUUUUUGCCCUUGAGAUCUUGUUGGUGUUGUCCCUUCUGCUGUGGAAUUAUCCUCCUAGCUCUCCUUUGAGUUGUUUACCACCAGUUGAAACGCGUUGAGGGAAAAGAGAAAAGAAAGAAAAAAAAAAAACACGAAACAGCAGCAUCCUUUUUACAAGGGAAGAGAAACAGUGAGACGAAGCUCAUUUGCAGCUUCAGGAACAUUGGGCUGAACGAGUUCUCCAUAAAUCAUACCAUCAUCUCACUUGCAAAAAGUGAUACUGCAGCUUUUAGCAAUAAGUUUACUUGGGGAUGACUGCAUUAUAGUAAUUGUGCCUAUCAAACACUGUCAGUUCUUAUGACAUAUAUUUUGGGAAAUUCUCCGUGGUACUGUGAAACACAGUGCCUGUGAUGUUACGAGCUACCUUUCACCACUUUCAUCCAGACAGCAGAGUCCAAGCACCUGGAAGGUUUUUCCUGACUUCCCCAUUUUCCUUCUCUAUUUUGCAUGCUGUAGACACGGCCUCCGUCUUUUCUGUUUAGUAUCACACUGCUGGUGACAUUUUCCUUGGGAGAUGUCACCUGUUUGCAUAUACAACCAGAUCAGCGUAUUACAAGCUAAUGAAUUUGCCAAAGUUUAUGAAUUUGCAAAGUUUCUGCGCUUUUUCAUAGAGACCAAGGUGAGGCACCAGGGUACCUGUGGUGUCUCAUCUUGGGUGCCCACACAGUGCAUCAGAAAUCCCAUUCCAGGAUUGUUUGUCCAGGGUUGAGCACACAGCCCUAGACUGUGAUCUGCCCACCCCAUCACUGCUUUCACAAACGCUCUGAAUUCCUGUGAGGAGGAAAAUGUGGGGUGAAGGAACCAGGUGCUAAAAGACACACAGAAGGAACAAACUCCCUUAUUGCCAGGAAACGCUCUCUCUUUAGGCUCUUCCUAAAGUCACAGCUUUCCUCCCCAAGAGGUGAUGUAGGAGCGCACCAAAGCCUGAUCCUUGUCACCCUCUGCUCCUUAAAAAUAUAUUUUCAGGCACACACCAGAGCCACGAGGAGGUUUUUUCCUGCCAUGCCCCAUCUAUAGGAAUGCUUCACACACAGCAUGAUAGCACCCCCAGUAUAAAAAGUAGUUUUUAGGAGGAAAAGUGGAGUAGAAAGUGGGGGGGACAUUCUCCCUCAUGCCCCAGUUUGUCCUACUGAUUGAGAAACGAGUACCAACCUUUGCAGAGCAAAGUGCUCUAUGACCACGUUAGAGCAGCACCUCAGUCCAAAAAAGAUCCCGGGACAGGGAGUGAGGAGACAUUCUAUGUUACCUGAAACAACAGCACUUGGGAUUACUGCCAACCUUUCCAUUCCAUAACACGCUGACGUGGAGAGAAAGAGAGAAUGAGAGAAUGAGAGAGAGAUGCAGCUGCAUGUUUUAGCAAAUGUCACUGAACUUAUACUUUCUGUCACUGUUCCAUUCUCACCAAAACUCUGAAGUAUGAACUUGGGCACUGCUUCCCAGGCCAGCAGCUUGCUGGCACACAAUCUGCAAAGGGCAAAGUUUACUUUGGAAACAAAAUGGUUUGGAUUUUGAAAAAAAAAACCUGCAUUUAAUCACACAUUCUCCACCACAGACUAAAUAUAUAUUAUCCAUUGAACUGUGAAAGACUCUAGAAUAGCAGCCAGGAAUUUUACAUACAAGAAUUGGGGAUAUAAUGGUGGCGGUUUUCUGAUAGUGUCACUUAAACUGUCACAUUUUAGCAAACAGAACACCCUGCCUCUACAAAAUGACUUAAUCCUUAAACUGUAUUUAUACAAGUAUUUAUUUUAUAAGGCUUAGACAUUUAAAGACUUCUAAAGAAGAGUCCUGUAAAGGUAAAAGUAUGUGUAAGAAAUGUUGAGGUCCUGUGCAACACUGCUAAGUUUGUUCUUUAUUUUUUACUUUGUGCUGCAUAACAAAAGCCACUAGACUGUUACUGUCUUGUCUGUAACUGUGUUAACAGCAUUCCUUAAUGAUGUAUAUAUGGAGUGGUCUUCAAGCAAAAGGAGCAGUUUUAAAGAGAAAGUCAAUCACUUUGGUGGUACUUCUAAUGAGAAAAAAAAUCUGAAUAAUGGAGGACAAGUCUACCCCCACAUUAUCUACCGCCUUUAUUUUGUAAUUUAGGCUUUACAUUAAAAAACAACAACAAACAAAAAACAAACUAGUAACAUUUAUCUUUUUAGGGUGAACACACACAAUAUUUUAAGAGGUUUAAAUGCAUUUUCCUAUUAUAGGAGAGCAGUUGACCCUGAAAUUAAUUACAGAUAUGAAGAAUAGCAUGUAGAUAUUUCACUGACUGUUUCCAAAAAAACAGAAGGCCAUUUCAUAAAAUUAGACUACCUAGUUUAAAAACUUGUGUUAAUGUUCUUUUGAAAUAUUUGGUUUGUGUUCUUAAUGUUGGGUGGGGGGAGGUUCAUGUAAUUCAUAUUUUGUAACUUCAGUUUUGCUUUUGAAGUAAUAUUUCUUGGUUUAUUAAAUUAAUUGUAAUCCCCUCAUCUGCACAUAGAGUUUACAUGCAAUGUAACACAGUAAUUUUAAUUUGGUAUUAAUUUUGUGUUGAGCAUUUUCACCCUCAUAUCCUGGGUCUUCACAGCCUGCUGGGAUAGCUCCAUGCCUUGUGGUAAUACUCCAUGAAAAUUCAUUUAAAAAAUCAUAUUUAUGAGGCCCUUACCAUUUUAACCUGCAUGCUAGGAGUUUUUCCAAUUGCAUUAUUUCUCAGCUACCAAGAGGUCUUCUUGGAAUGGCAUUUCCAGCACCAAAUUCUGUACCCAGUGUCAACAGCAUCAGUCUGAAAUAGCUUUAGGUUUAAGUGGAAUCCUUCCGAUUUAACAGCGCAGGUGGGAAUCAGAUUAGGAGAUAGAAUUAAACUUUUUCCCCUUUGAUUCUCUUUUGUUGUCUAGGUGUAUACCAUUGCCAUGAGGGGCAAGUUAUAAAUUAAGUGUUCUCUCCCAGUGAAAGCAACCAGCCCCAGAAAACAGAAGUGCAGGACAGGAGAUGUCCCUUUGAGCAGGGACAGAGAAAAGCUGGGAAACGAUCCUUGACUUCUGUAUUAAUUGUUAGCAGCGACAUUGAACAAGGCCAAAAGUGUUCUCCUAAUUAAAUUUCACCCUGAACCAGUUAAGUAUUUGCAGGCAGGCUUCACCUUUAUGUUGCUGGGUAAUGUGCUACCUUUAUAGCCUGGGAAAUAAAGCACUGGCACGAGGCUCCUUUUUAUCGGCGUUAAGGGCCCGUCGCCUCAACUGGCUCUGGAUCUGAGGUUGACUUUCUCUUUUGGAACGGCUGCAUACAAAUUAAGUGUCAGUUUUGAAGACUAAGGAUACUAAAUGAGUGUAUCUUUGCUAUACAACCAAUGUGAACUAUAAUAUUCAGUGCUGGCUUCUGAUGUGUCAGUAAGUACAGAAGUAUCUCGGACACAAACGACCUUUGCAACCUUUCAAGCUGUGUGAUAUUCAAAUGGUUUUGUAUAUACCUAAAUCAUGUAGAGCGAUGUAAAACCAGUACGACCUUGUCUAGUCUUCAAACUUAACAAUAAAACUUUUGAAAAAUGA
Messenger RNA from Catharus ustulatus (Swainson's thrush), 5691 nucleotides. RefSeq names its product EGF like repeats and discoidin domains 3 (gene EDIL3). NCBI's taxonomy places the organism in Eukaryota, Metazoa, Chordata, Aves, Passeriformes, Turdidae. Gene Ontology annotation, molecular function: calcium ion binding. The record is from RefSeq and is a predicted model, not a curated record.